GCGUAAUGUUUCUUCACGAUUAGUUUGAAGUUUUCAAUGAUAACAGACAGACACGAACUUGUUAUUCCGCAUAAAGGAAAUACUUCUGCUAUUGAUACUUUUUGGUUUCAUUUCAUCUAAUAAGAUUCGUCGUAAUGAGAGUUUUAUUCUGAAGAAAAGAUGACAGCAGACAGCACUUACAACAACGAUCAAGUAAUUCUCGUAACAGGUGGUUACGAUCAUACCAUCAAAUUAUGGCAACCUCACACUGGAGUGUGUCAACGUACCGCAGAACACACAGACUCGCAAGUUAACGCAUUGGACAUUACUCCAAAAAAAUAUGGAGUUGCCGCCGCGGGAUAUCAGCAUAUAAGAAUGUACGACUUAGUCUCCAGUAAUCCGAAUCCAGUUAUUAAUUACGAAGGAAUAUCAAAGAACAUUACAGGCUUGGGUUUCCAGGAAGAUGGAAAAUGGAUGUAUACCGGUGGUGAAGAUUGUUCAGCUCGCAUCUGGGAUCUCCGGUCAAGUAGUUUUCAAUGUCAAAGGAUAUUUCAAGUAUCAGCUCCUGUAAAUUGCGUGUGUUUACAUCCUAAUCAAGCAGAACUUAUUGUCGGUGACCAAAGCGGUGUCAUACAUUUAUGGGAUCUACGUUCUGAUCAUAAUGAACAACUGAUACCAGAAGCCGAGGCAUCCGUGCAAGAUGUCACUAUCGAUCAAAGCGGUACAUACAUGGCAGCAGUCAAUAACAAAGGUCAUUGUUAUAUUUGGACGUUAACAGGUGGCGUCGGCGAGGAACCGACGCGCCUUAAUCCUCGUCAUAAGCUUCUGGCGCAUAAACGUUACGCUCUUCGAUGCAAAUUCAGUCCAGACUCCACACUUUUAGUGACCACAUCCGCUGAUCAGACUGCACGAGUUUGGAAAACAACAGAUUUUUCAGAAAUACAAGUGCUUCAGCACGAGGCAAAACGGUGGGUCUGGGACGCUGCGUUUAGCGCGGACUCGCAGUACAUAUUUACUGCUUCGUCCGAUGGCGUUGCCAGAUUGUGGAACGUAUCAACAGGAACUGUGGAACGAGAAUAUGUAGGCCAUACCAAAGCACUCACCGCUCUUGCAUUUCACGACGAAGUACUUUCUGUUUCUUAAACAGAACGUCCUUUAUUUAAAUUCACAAAUAAACCACUGUAUAUAUGUCGCAUAUACGUAAUGAUUUGACGACGGAGAAUAUCUCUGUCGUUAACAUACUAAUUAGUCAAUGACUGUGCAUCUAGGACGUAACAUGGUAUAUUCUAUUUCUCAAUUGUCUUUAUUUUAAUGUUAUUGCAUAUGAUGUAUCAUCGUGUUCUUACACAUUUUAUCACGUUUAAAUUCCAGUCUUAAAAUAGUUCUGCGUGUAAAGUCGAACAUGUAUAGAGAUCAAAAAAUUAUCUAUAAAAAUCUUCCGUUUUCCGAUGUGCUAAUAAACAACGAAAAUUACUUAGAAUGAUUUGAUAAAAACAAAAUGAAUCAGAACAAAGGUAACUCUUUGUUGUCCAGGAACGACUUCAGUAUUAUUAUGUAUAUUAAAAUUAUGUGUAUAUUCAU
This is a messenger RNA of Dufourea novaeangliae, 1560 nucleotides long. It is a transcript of the gene Lst8, whose product is annotated as target of rapamycin complex subunit lst8. Lineage: Eukaryota; Metazoa; Arthropoda; Insecta; Hymenoptera; Halictidae. The record is from RefSeq and is a predicted model, not a curated record. Gene Ontology annotation, molecular function: protein binding. Gene Ontology annotation, cellular component: TORC2 complex; TORC1 complex. The transcript is spliced from 8 exons. Gene Ontology annotation, biological process: regulation of actin cytoskeleton organization; TOR signaling. The coding region runs from base 160 to 1122 and encodes 320 amino acids.